Messenger RNA from Leptomonas pyrrhocoris, 1189 nucleotides. RefSeq names its product putative vacuolar ATP synthase subunit c. NCBI's taxonomy places the organism in Eukaryota, Euglenozoa, Kinetoplastea, Trypanosomatida, Trypanosomatidae. The coding region runs from base 47 to 1189 and encodes 380 amino acids. The transcript has a single exon. Gene Ontology annotation, molecular function: proton-transporting ATPase activity, rotational mechanism. Gene Ontology annotation, biological process: proton transmembrane transport. The record is from RefSeq and is a predicted model, not a curated record. Gene Ontology annotation, cellular component: vacuolar proton-transporting V-type ATPase, V1 domain.
GUGCCUAAUCAGUGUUCGUGUUAUAUCAGAAGGAAAAAGGCCGCAAAUGACUGAGAGCUUUAUUAUUCUGGCGCUGCCGUACCUGCAGCAAUCGCAAGACUCGUUGCAAUCUGCUCAGUAUGAAUCGCUAGUGCGGCAGAUGGGUCCGCUUGGACAAACUUUUCGCAACUUUGUGAUUCCGAACCUAAAGGUUGGCACGCUGGACUCUCUGAUGGAGGCGAGCGACGAGUUGACCAAACUGGAUCCGAUGAUGGAGAACACCGUACAAAAGCUCAUCGGCCUGAUGGAAGAGACGUCUGGCAAACCUCGAAGCAUAGUGACGACGUUUCGUAUCAACCAAACGCAAGAGAUGUCGCCGGCGGGUUACAUCAAAAACUUCUUAUGGAGCUCUGCGCAAUUCGAUCCCAAGGACACGAUCCAGAACCUCAUAGAGAAAUUUGCGCAAAUUAACGCCACGGCAGACGAGCGUGUUCGUGUCAUGCUGGGCGAGUACAACGACACACGCAACAAGGUGACCGCUGCAAAUCGGAAGGGCGAGGGCAACUUGUCUAUCCGUCCUAUCCGCGAGCUGGUCACAAUCUAUAACCGCGAUCAUCAGUGCUUUGUUGACACUGACUUACUCGUUACACUGUUUGUAGCCGUCUCGGUGGCAUCGCAGAAGGAGUGGCUUGAGAGCUACUGGAAGAUGAAUGAAUAUGUGUGUCCCCAGUCCAAUCGUGUUGUCGCGGAGGAUAAAGAGUAUGUCCUGAACAGCAUCGUUGUUUUUCGAAAAGUGAUGGAUGAUGUCAAAGCGAUUUGCCGUAAAAAGCGGUACGUUAUCCGCGAAGUGGAAGGUGCCGAUGAUCUGUCUUCGGCCGAACUCAAGGAACUGCAGCUGAAGGCGGAGAAGGAGAAGAAAGCUUUAUAUACGCUGCUUUGGCAACAGUACUGCACGUGCUAUGUUGCAUGGAUUCACUUGAAGGCCGUUCGUGUCUUUGUGGAGUCUUUGCUGAAAUUUGGCCUUCCGCCUCGCUACAUCGCGGUCGUGCUGCAGGUCCCGGCAGAGAAGGAAGCCGAAAUUCGGAAACGCAUUGCGCAGGUCUAUCCUGACCUGACAACCCCGCUGGCAAACGACACAGUUAUCGAAAGUGGCGCUUUGCAACAAGAAUAUCCGUAUGUUUCUUUGAAAGUGGCGAAUGUCCAGAAGUAG